AUGGCCACGUCGACGGCCGACAUGGGUACUCCUGAGCUCAUGACGCCGUUCGAUGCGUCCGGUACGGCGCUGUCGACGGCAUCGCCGGCGUCGUCAUCGGCUUCGAGCUCUGGAGGCGAAGAAGGCGGAAAAACGACGUCGGCCACGGAACUGCUGGUGCCCGUUCCCUCAGGACGUGAAGUAGACGACGGAGCUGCGUGUCGCGACGAGACAGACGACGAUUCAGUGGCGACGAGCAAUGGCGCAAACGGACUCGCGGGUGCUUUUGGGAUGAUGAAAGACCGAGCAGCUACUGCUUCGAAGACGCUCGGACCGCAGUUGCUGCUCAUGAAGGACAAGACGAGCAAACAGUUUGGGAAGUACCAGCCCACGAUUGUGAAGGCCAAGACGUCAGCUACUGCAGGUUUGACGACGGCAGCAAGUAAAGUGAAGGAAGGGUCGACGCAAGGCUGGAGUCUAUUUAAGACCAAGUUGGCCGCAGCAGGACCGGCAGCGGAGAGGAUUCAUACAAUGGGGCUGAAUGCCAUGGCGGACAUGUACCUUGGCGAUACGACAGUGGACAUGGUGGCGCACGUGGACGACCCCAGGCGCGCAAGUUGUCUUUUCUUGCUGAAGUACAAGAAGAGCAGCGGCGUGGCAGCGGAAUCGCCAUCUCGAUCGCUCGGCCUGUUGAAACUGACACGAGCGAUCAGCGCUUCUAGCGCCCAGUCAGGAGAGAACGACCAAGAGACCACGACCAUCAGCUCAGGCGAUCAGUGUUUUUCGACGCCGUACGUGCUUGGCACUAUCCUGCUUUUCUGCGGAGACUUGCCCGUAUUGUCGCGAGUGUCUUGCGUGAACAAAAGCUGCCGGGACUUUAUCGCCUCGGAACGACACUUGGAGAAGUUCUGUGUUCGGUAUGGACAGCUUCCGUCGACUCUUCGCUUUGCGUACUGGGAGAAAACGUCCAACGCCCGCAAGACGCGAGAUAGUGCUGAGCUGGAUUACGAUACGUACUUGCAAAUGGGCCUGUCAAAGGGCGACGCGACAGAGUCGAUCAUGACGGACGUUCGUCGCACGUACGGUCGUGUGAUGCCUCAGAAACUCGUGGCAAACCGAAACGACGAAGCUCUUGAAGAAAAGUUGACCACUCAGUUGAGCGAGAUUCUGCACGCGGUGGCAGGUCGGUUUCCCGUUGUCGGGUAUUGUCAAGGCAUGGACUAUAUUGCCGCACACGUCUUGGACCAGGUGAAGAGAAGCGGCUGUGCUUCUGAUCUGAGAAGCGAAGCCGAGAGCACGUUUUGGUUGCUCGUGGUACUGUUUGAGCAGUACGGUCUGCACGACAUGUUUUCGCCGGGGCUGCACACGUUGCACGUGCACUGUUUCCAAACGCAGCGGUUGCUCGAGCUGUCCAAUCCAGCCGUCGCCGCGCACUUUGCAAAAGAGAAGGUGCCGAUUGAGAUGUUCAUUGUGGGCUGGUUCCAGACGCUGUAUCUGUACUUCAACGUGCUUCCUAGAGAGUCCCUGGACCGGAUCUGGGACGUCUUUCUCUUUGAGAAGAACUGGAAGAUCAUGUUACGAGUGGCGCUGGCGUUGUUACAGCUCUCGGACAAGUACGUGAUGGAAAAACCGAUUGACGAGAUCAUGCAGUUUUUCAACACGUUUGCGGACGAGGCACAAGAUAUACUUGCCGAAGCGCCACUGAUAGAGCGCGCAUUGCGUCUCAAAGUGACGAAUACGGUCCUUUCGAAACUGCACAAACAGUACGUGAAGCACAAGCGGACAAACACUCAGGCAGUCAGCUGA
This is a messenger RNA of Hyaloperonospora brassicae, 1785 nucleotides long. Lineage: Eukaryota; Oomycota; Peronosporomycetes; Peronosporales; Peronosporaceae. The record is from the annotation of a GenBank genome assembly.